AUGUUAUUUAUUGGUGACGGUAUGGCCUGGCGUGACAGUUUCUUUUUUCCGGGUAAUACCUCCUCCGACGUGACAGCUUCUUUUCGUUUGUUAGAGUCGGACGAAUUCAUAGUCGGUAUAUUUAUGACGGUUCGAGAUGUAAUUCGAGUAGAGGG
Ambispora leptoticha is the source of this 155-nucleotide messenger RNA. The record is from the annotation of a GenBank genome assembly. NCBI's taxonomy places the organism in Eukaryota, Fungi, Glomeromycota, Glomeromycetes, Archaeosporales, Ambisporaceae.